UCACAGCCGCUACUCCAGAACCAGCACUGCAUGUGAAACUGCCUUCUGAAGAAACAAGUGAGGCCAAGACAAAAGAAAUACAGCAUUUCUGAAAAGCUCCAUUUCCAGGCAGAACUGUCUUAACACAGGCAACUCCAAGAUCCCCUUUUACAGAACACUGGAAAAUGUUCACCUCUAUCUAACACAGCACUUUGAUGGGCAGGAGUGUCUUAAGUAUCAUGCCUACCAGUCAUUUAUAAGAUGACUAUCACAAGCAAUCAAGACAGCAAUCAACCUGGCCCUUCUAACAGUUCACAUCCAGAUGAGUACAAAAUUGCAGCUCUGGUCUUCUACAGCUGCAUCUUCCUGAUUGGAUUGUUCGUUAACGUCACUGCAUUAUGGGUUUUCAGUUGUACCACCAAGAAAAGAACCACUGUAACCAUCUAUAUGAUGAAUGUGGCACUACUGGACUUGAUAUUUAUCAUGACUUUGCCCUUCCGAAUGUUUUACUAUGCAAAAGGUGAGUGGCCAUUUGGAGAGUACUUCUGCCACAUUCUUGGGGUUCUGGUAGUGUUUUAUCCAAGCAUUGCUCUAUGGCUUCUUGCUUUUAUUAGUGCUGACAGAUACAUGGCCAUAGUACAGCCCAAAUAUGCCAAAGAGCUCAAGAAGACAUGCAAAGCUGUGCUUGCCUGUGUGGGAAUCUGGACAAUGACCCUAAUGAUCAUGGUCCCUCUGCUACUACUCUAUGAAGACCCAGAUAAAGCUUCCUCCCCUGCCACCUGCCUGAAGAUUUCUGACAUCGUCCACUUCAAAGCUGUCAAUGUGCUGAACUUCACUCGACUGAUAUUUUUUUUCUUGGUUCCUCUGUUCAUCAUGAUUGGGUGCUAUGUGGUCAUUAUUCACAGUCUCCUGCGUGGAAGGACAUCUAAGCUGAAACCUAAGGUCAAGGAGAAGUCCAUAAGGAUCAUCAUCACACUCCUGGUGCAGGUGCUCAUCUGUUUCGUGCCCUUCCACAUCUGUUUUGCUUUCCUGAUGCUGGAUGGUGGAGAAAACAGUUACAACCCCUGGGGAGCCUUUACCACCUUCCUCAUGAACCUCAGCACAUGUCUAGAUGUGAUUCUUUACUACAUUGUUUCCAAACAAUUUCAAGCUAGAGUCAUUAGUGUCAUGUUAUACCGCAAUUACCUUCGGAGUGUGCGCAGAAAAAGUUUCCGAUCCAGUAGUUUACGAUCAUUGAGCAAUAUGACCAGUGAGAUGUUGUAGAGUAGAAAGCUGGUUUUCUCUAUCUCUUUAAAAUUCACUUUCCUAUUCCAGAUAGGUAUUACCAAGUCCCUUCUCUCAUUAAAACAACAAAAACUUUAAAACCUUUUACGGAUUAUUGUGGCAUGAUUACAUAUACUGAGCAUUCUAAUAUACUCAAUUUUAUUGUAAAACUUGUAUUAAACAUUUUCAUGAAUCAUUAGAAAAAAAACACUCAAACUUUGUUUCGUAGUCAAGCUUAUCUACUCAGAUAAUUGCGCUAACAUUUUGGAUUAAUUCUGUGUAAUGACUGAUAUGAGGGGGAAAAUUCAGCUACAGUUCAAAAUAAUCUGAUUACAUUAUUUCUACUUUGAUGCACCUCCUUUUUGUCUAGUUAACACUCAGGAUUUGAGGUUCAAAUUCACUAUUUUAUGUGAUAAACUUUCAGUAUUUUUACAAAAACACUUAUGUUCAACUCAUCACUGUUCAUUGCUAUAAAACAAGCAACAGAAAGGUCUAGAAAGGCCAUGCUACGGCCCUCCCCUACUAUGAAUUCAUUUUUUGUGAAAACAGAGUACAGUCACCCAACAAACAUUCCUUAGAAUUUAUUAUACACCAAACCUAACAGGAGACAAGCCUGAAAUCCUAUUUCUACCCAAUAGUCUAAUCUGUGACAAACAAGUGUAAUAUGUGGUGAAAUACCUUUCUCUAAUAUUGACACUUUGUUUUGUGUAGUUAAAAAGUACAUUACACAGAUUGUGUUCCAGAAUAUAUGUCAUAGUAUAAAUAGCAUUGUCCAGGGAUUUUAGGUUCUUAAGCUAGCCUGGCUUUUAAAUUUCUCCAUAAAGUAAAUUCUCUACUCUCUAAAAAAAAAAUCACAAAAACAGGAAAAGUUGUAAUAUGUAAAAGGAUUAUUUUAAAUAAUAUGAAAGUAAAAUAAAUAAUUCAACUACGGCUUA
Dipodomys spectabilis (banner-tailed kangaroo rat) is the source of this 2177-nucleotide messenger RNA. It is a transcript of the gene Gpr18, whose product is annotated as G protein-coupled receptor 18. Gene Ontology annotation, molecular function: G protein-coupled receptor activity. The transcript has 2 exons. Gene Ontology annotation, biological process: phospholipase C-activating G protein-coupled receptor signaling pathway; positive regulation of Rho protein signal transduction. Bases 241 to 1242 code for a protein of 333 amino acids. NCBI's taxonomy places the organism in Eukaryota, Metazoa, Chordata, Mammalia, Rodentia, Heteromyidae. The record is from RefSeq and is a predicted model, not a curated record. Gene Ontology annotation, cellular component: membrane.